Molecule: messenger RNA, 862 nt
Organism: Ananas comosus (pineapple)
Lineage: Eukaryota; Viridiplantae; Streptophyta; Magnoliopsida; Poales; Bromeliaceae
Product: thioredoxin-like 3-1, chloroplastic
Exons: 5
Coding region: 125-724 (199 amino acids)
Cellular component (GO): chloroplast stroma
Source: RefSeq, a predicted model, not a curated record
UCCGCUUCCUCCCAUUCGUGGAUAAGCCUUUUCGUUCGCUCUCUCUCUCUCUCUCUCUCUAAAAUCGAAUUUUCUCGAACCGAUUCGAAGAGGAUCAAAACCCUAACCCGCUCAUCGCCCAACAAUGGCGAUUUUGGCGCCGAAUUUGUGCGUCCUCCACCGCGAGCUCUGGAGCAGGGAUGAGCACGGAGCGGCGCACCAAUCCAACGGCGCGGGGUGCUCCGCGGGGCCGUCGAACGGCGGAGGAUUGGUCGGGGUGAGCAAGGAGGGGGGGAGGUGGUGGAGGAGGAGGAGGAGGAUGGGGAUGGGGGGAUGGAGAUCCGGGGAGGGGAUGAGGGCGGGGGCGUUUUGGCAGGACGUGUCGCGGCCCGCGUCGGUGGAGAUGGAGGCCAUUAAUGGCGUCGAGGAGCUCGACGAGGUGCUCCGCCGCUCCAAGGAGCUCGCUCAACCCAUCGUCAUCGACUGGAUGGCUGCUUGGUGUCGAAAAUGCAUCUAUUUGAAGCCCAAAUUAGAGAAGCUUGCGGCGGAAUUUUAUCCAAGAGUUAAGUUUUACGUCGUGGAUGUUAAUAAAGUUCCUCAAGCCUUGGUAAAACGAGGAAAUAUUUCGAAAAUGCCUACAAUUCAGAUAUGGAAGGAUGGAGAAUGGAAAGAUGAGGUGAUUGGAGGACAUAAAGCAUGGCUUGUAAUUGAUGAGGUCAGAGAAAUGAUCAAGAAGCAUAUGUGAGAUAGGAAGGUCACUUAUAAGCCAUUAUUUUAAUUUUUUUUUUUUCUUAUUUUUUUCGGUAAAAAAACGUACAGAAAUUACUUGAACUAUAAUCCCUAUUUUGAAUCGGCUAUCUAACUUUUUAGAAUUUUGAUUUUA